AUGGAUGUGUUUGGGGGCGCCCCGCGGUUCCUGGCGUACCCGCGGCCCGUGCUGGUGCAGAGCGGGGCUGACGCGGUCCUCAAGUGUCAGAUCGGAGGCGACCCAAGACCUGCUGUGAUCUGGGAGCGCAACAACGACACCAUCAAGGCGCGGGGUCGGUACCGUGUGUUCGAGGACGGUAACGUGUACAACCUGAUCAUCGCCGCGGUGACGGUGGAGGACAGCGGGCAGUACAUCUGUAAAGCCAAGAACAGCAUCGGAGAGACGUACGCCGCCGCCACCCUCAAGGUGGAGGGGGAGGCGCAGGAGCAGGAGCUGAGGGAAGAGAACAAGCCUCGCUUCCUCAUCAAACCACUGUCCACCAGAGCAGGGAGAGGGGAGGACGCUGUGUUCUCCUGCAAGGUCUGGGGAAACCCAAAGCCUGAUGUGGUUUGGGAGAAAGACGGUAAGAAGCUGACGGAGAUCUUCGAGAGCACUCACUUCAGCGUUGGCUCUCAGGACGGAGGCUGGUUCCAGCUCAAGAUCUUCAAAACACGAGCCCCAGACGGAGGGGUCUACACCUGCACGGCCAGGAACGAGUUUGGGGAGGAGCUGGCGGGGGCCGUCCUCCUGGUGGACGCAGGACCAGGGCAUGAGGACGAGGGACAGAGAGGAAACGGCUACACUAACGGUCAGUGGAAGUCCGGUGGUGGUCGCGGCGGCGGCCGAUCGGCACCAAACCGAGUGGGCGACACGGUAACGAAGACAGCGAAGGUGAAGAUGUUCGCCGUGACUGAGGGGAAGCACGCCAAGUUCCGCUGCUUUGUGACGGGAAAACCCAAACCCGAGAUCAUCUGGAGGAAGGACGGGCGGCUGAUCCUCUCCGGGAGGCGGUAUCUGCUCUACGAGGACCGCGAGGGAUACUUCACGCUCAAAGUACUCUACUGCAAACAGAAGGACAAUGGAGUCUAUGUGUGCGCCGCCUCCAACACAGCGGGACAGACUCUGAGCGCCGUGCACCUGACCGUGAAGGAGCCUCCUGUCCGGUUCAAACAGCCGCUGAUCGACCUGGAGGUGUGGGAGCGGGACUUGGCCGUGUUGGAGUGUGAGGUACCAGAAGACUCGGUCCCCAUCACCUGGUACCUGGAGGACCGCAGGCUGCAACCAGGGGACAAGUACGGCAUGGAACAGUGGGGGACCAAGAGGAGACUGACCAUCAGAGACAUUGGGGUCGACGACGACGGAAUCUACCUGUGCGAGCUGCCGGACGGGGGGAGGAGCAUCGCUGAGGUGGCUGUGAGAGGCACCAUCUUGAGGAAGCUCCCCCGCAAGGUGGACGUGCUGGAGGGGGAGAACGCGGCGUUCUGUGUGGAGGUGGAGAAGGAGGAGAUGGAGAUCCACUGGUACAAAGACGGCGUGGAGCUGAAGGAGACGCACCAGACCAUCCUCAAGUCCUUCGGCCGAACGCACAUCCUCGUCUUCGUCAACACCAACCCCCAGGACACGGGCCAGGUCAUGUUCUACGUGGACCGCUCCAAGACCAGCUCCCAGCUCAGGGUCAAAGCCGCCCGCCACAGCCCGCCCAGCGCCCCGGUCUCGGUGCAGAUAAACACGGAGAGGGCGAACGCGGCGCUGCUGUCCUGGGUCCCGGCGGGGGACUGCCGUAAGAACCCUCCGUCGGGGUACGUGCUGGAGCGGCAGGAGGUGGGCACCGGGUCGCAGGAGUGGCUGCAAUGCCUCACCACAGACUCAGCGCGGUCUGUGGAGAUCCUGGGGGACAGCGUUCCCUGUGAGGCAGACUUCAGGUUCAGGAUCUGCAGCCUCAACAAGUACGGCAAGAGCGCCAACGUGGAGUUCCCCAGGACCGUGCAUCUGGUCCCUGUGGCCAGGAUCCAGGCCCCGCUGCAGGAUGCCCUGGUCCCUGAGGGCCAGGAUGCGAUCUUCUCCAUUGAGCUGACAGCGUCUGUGAUCGGGACCUGGUUCCUGAACGGGACUCAGAUCCAGGAGGACGAGAGGUUCUCAACGCGCCGCACACGUACGCACCAGUCACUCAGGAUCCGAGGCGUACGCGACUCCGACAACGGGGCCGAGAUUACCUUCAUUGCAUACGGGAUCCGGGACUCUGCCGCCCUCUACAUCCAAGCUCCUCUGGUGAAGUUCUCUUCUUUGUCGGAGAUGGACAGGAACAAGUUUGUGGAGAUGGGGAACCCGAUCGUGCUGUACUGCGAGCUGUCGGACCCCGCGGCGCCCGUGCACUGGUACAAGAACGGGGUGGAGAUUCAGACCAGCGAGGGUCUCCACAUCCAAUCGGAGGGCACCAUGAGACGCAUCGUCAUCCAAUCAGCAGAGUUCUCCCACUCCGGCGUGUACUGCUGUGACGCCAUCGAUGACGUCAUCCGCUUCAACGUGGAGGUGGAAGCUCCCCCGGUGCGGUUCUCGUCGGUGGCCGAGGCGGACAGGGCCCGGCGUGUCCCCUGUGGUCGGCCCCUGGUCUUACAGUGUGAGGUGUCAGAGGAGGGGGCUCAGGUGCAGUGGCUCAAAGACGGCUCUAAGGUGCUUCCUCACAGCGACCUGGACCUGAGGUCCGAGGGCAGACUCCGGACUCUGCUGAUCCCAGAGGCUCAGACUCACCACUCUGGGCUCUACACCUGCAAGACUAAAGGAGACUCUGUCAGCUUCUCUGUGGACGUCACAGCUCGGCCCGUGCUCUUGACCUCCCUGGACACAGCCCGAGCCCUGUGCGUUCCCCUGGGUCUCCCUGUGAGGCUGCAGUGCUCGGUGUCUGAGGUGGGGGCGCCAGUGCAGUGGUUCCAGGACGGCAUGGAGCUCGGGGCACAGGCAGGUUGCCAGAUGUGGGCAGAAGGCAGCACCCGGGCCCUGUGCAUCCCCGCGGCAGAGAUGACCCACGCCGGUGUUUACACCUGCACCACGGGCGACGACUCGCUGGACUUCACGGUGGACGUGCAAGCUAUCCCUGCGCCCACUGUCUUUGAGCGGACGAGGUCUCUUGAGGCGGUCGAACCCCUGGAGCUGGAGUACGAGGUCCCAGACUCCGCCGUUUCCAUUUGCUGGUUCAAAGACAACGUAUCGCCACUGCCCCCAAUGCGAAAACACGUCAUUCGGAAUGAGCCUAAAGUCACAGAAAGAGAAAUUCACGUUGUUUCGUCCGCGGAGAUCUUGCAUUCAGGGUUAAACCGCUGUGAGACCGAGGAUGACGCUACUGUCCCCGUCUCUGUGCAUCAGAAAGCGGAGAAGACCGGUCCGAGCGUGGGGCCCACAUCCAUCGUUCAGCAGUUUGAAAUCUCCGAUCCCGUGGCCAGAGCCCGUUGGUACAAAGACGGGACUCCGAUCGGCGCAGAGAUAGAGAACCUCCUUGAUGUCAGAACCCCAACGGCGGCGCCCCAAGACCAGGAGAGGAACUGGGCCAGAGAGACGAGGAGCCAAGAGCAACGGGGCUCAAAGGAGGAGAGGCUAAAGACCAGGACAGAGAAAGCAGACCAAGAACAUACAAGCAGGAGCAAGAAUAUAGAAGAAGACAAGCUAGAGCUGGAGAGGCUAGAGCUGGAGAGGCUAGAGCUGGAGAGGCUAGAGCUGGAGAGGUUAGAGCUGGAGAGGCUAGAGCUGGAGAGGCUAGAGCUGGAGAGGCUAGAGCUAGAUAGACUAGAGCUGGAGAGACUAGAGCUGGAGAGGCUAGAGCUGGAGAGGCUAGAGCUGGAGAGACUAGAGCUGGAGAGGCUAGAGCUGGAGAGGCUAGAGCUGGAGAGGCUAGAGCUGGAGAGGCUAGAGCUGGAGAGGCUAGAGCUGGAGAGGCUAGAGCUGGAGAGGCUAGAGCUGGAGAGGCUAGAGCUGGAGAGACUAGAGCUGGAGAGACUAGAGCUGGAGAGGCUAGAGCUGGAGAGGCCAGAGCUGGAGAGGCUAGAGCUGGAGAGGCUAGAGCUGGAGAGACUGGAGGCAAAGGCCCCAGAGAGACUUCUCAAAAAGAACAAGGUAAAUGAGAAGAAGAGACCAUAUGAGGAGGAUAAGGCAGAGAGUGCAGAGGAACAGAGCCUAGGCGACAGGUGGAACAGGACCAGAGAGAUGAGACCUGGAGAAAGAAGUCCUGAACAAGAGGAGAAAAGCACUAAGGAGAAAAAUCCAGGGGGACCUGGCCUAGGGGCUGAGGGUCCAGAGGAUGUUUCAGAGAAAGAGCCUCUAAAGCAGGUCUCCUCUUCACUGCUCAAAAGCUCUGUCUGCAGCAGAAGAAAACCAGUGACCAAACACACAGAAGCAGAGCAUUCCAGACAAACUGUUCCCUCUCUGCUGAGCUCAAAGGCAGUUUCACUGAAGAAACCAAACUAUCUGCUAAAGACAGACACUGAGUCUGUCUCCAAUGGUGUCUGCAGGAAGGUCCCUCUUCAGCUCCUGGAAGACUCUCUGUGGACAGACGCUGCUGAUUCUGCUGUGACACUAACUCAGCACGGCACGGACAGGUUCAGCUCCGCUGAGGAGGACUUUAUCUACUUCACUCAGCUCAGACAGUCUCUGGAGGAUGGCAGGUCGGCCGCAGUGUCUGCUCAGUCCAACAUGCUCCAACAGACACUGAUCAAACCUUCUGUGACUGAGGUUCUACAUCCACAGAACUCUCCCUCCGCUGAGGCCUGCAGGUCUGAGCUCCACACUGUCGACAGCUUACACUCUGGCCCUGGAGCUCACAGACACUUUCCCAGAGGCACAGACUCUGGCAGGGGUCAGACUCCGUUAGAGCAGUCUGGACUCACAGCACAGAGCUCUUCAGUCCGAUGGGAGGAGAGAAGACCUGCAGCUGAAGAGCAGAUGUCCAUUCAAACUAUGGCAGACCUGAACCAUGUGGAGCUGCGUCUGUCACAGAACUAUGAGAACCUCCUUCAGACGACAGAGACCUGCAGAGACCUCAGUGACUGCAGCAUCCAGGAGUUUAGAACAAACAACGUUCAGCUGAAAGAACCCUCUUCAGAGACUGCUCUGUGUUCACAGCUUAGUGAAGUUCAGGGCAGAUACAGUGCCCCCAGUGGUCAGACACAUCCUUGCAGCUCCCACAGUGUCGUCAGUGACAAUCUCCGCUUUGCUCGACCGAACCAGAACCUCUGGUCAGGGUCACAGCCAUCACAGCUCAUGUCACCACAGAGAACAGACCUCCUCCAGUCAGACCUCCUCCAGAGAGACACAGAUGGUCUCUUCUUCUCUGGACAGAGGUUGCACGCAGCAGCUGAUCAGAUAAAACCGUCUAAAGAAACAUAUUUCUCUAAGAGUAUUGGAGAUCACAGCGGUGACAGAGCGAAUCCGGGUUCUAAAGCCCCCGUCAGCCUCAACGCCCUGGGGGAGACACAGAGGUCAUGUGACGCGGGCCAGGACAUAGACCUGACCUGCGAGGUGUCCGACCCCAGAGGGACCGUGACCUGGUCCAAGGACGGGGCUCUGGUUUGUGAGGGACCGGACUUGAAGAUUCUCUGCGAUGGUUCAAUGCGCAGUCUCAGCAUCGCUGCAGCUGCCCCAAGGCAUUCUGGGACCUACGGCUGCCACACGGACAGCCGCUGCGUGGUCUUUGAGGUGGAGGUCAAAGCCCCUGUGCUCAGGUUCAGCGCUCUGCCUGAGGCCGAGCUCUGGAAGAGUGUGGUGCAGGGCCGGCCGCUGGCUCUGCAGUGCGAGCUCUCACACGCACAUGGUCAGGUCACAUGGUACAAAGAUGGGGCGGAGCUUCUGGCCAACAGCGGAGUGGGUGUCCAAUCAGAGGGCCAGAGAAGGAGCCUGUAUGUGGCGUCUGCUCAGCGGCAGCACUGCGGCGUGUACCGCUGUGAAUCCAAAGACGACCACGUCCAGUUCACCGUGGAUGUGCGAGAGCCCACGGCGAGAGCGGCGAGGUUCUUAGAGCUCAGAGACGCAGACAGGAAGCAGAAGGUUCCAGAAGGUUCUCCGCUGGUUCUCCGGUGCGAGCUCGGCCAGGACCAUGCCGCUGAGGUCACCUGGUCCAAAGACGGGGAGGGGGUGGACCCCGAGGCUGAGGUGGAGGUGGAAGGAGUGGUGCGUCAGCUGAGGAUCCAGUCGGCCUCAGCUCGGCACAGCGGGGUCUACACCUGCUCCACCCAACACCACCAGGUCCAGUUUCAGGUGGACGUCAAAGGUGAUGGAGCAGAGGGUGAAGAGAGCGAGGGAUGGGACGAAAGCCUGGGUUUAGGCAGAGCUCGCCUGUUGCCCACGACUCUGUCAGAGAGGCACAGACUGGUGCGUGCGGGGGCUCCCAUAGUGCUGCAGUGCCAGGUGUCUGAGGUCGCGGCUCAGGUCACAUGGUCCAAAGAGCGCGUGGAGCUGUUCUGUAGAACCGGCCUGGACAUGAAGCGCGAGGGCUGCGUCCGGAAGCUCCUGGUGCACUGCGCUAAGCCGAGCGACGCCGGCAUGUACAGCUGCAGCCUCAGCGGCGACGUGGUCACCUUUAUUGUUGCCGUGCAAGCAGACAUGGACACAGAGACAGCAGCUCCAGAGGUGGAUGCAGAGACAGCAGGUCCAGAGCAGAAGGAACCAUCCACGGUCCCCUUCCCACAGGGUUCCUCCAGGUCGCUCCAAGAAGCCCUCUCCCCACAGGGCCCUGUCCCGACUCGGGGCCCAGCUUUCCCCUCUCUCUUCCUCACCUCUCUCUCCUCCUCUUCCUCUCCUCUCUCCUUCUCAUCACCUCGCUUCCUCCUCUUCCUCCCUCUCGCCUCCUCACCCCUCUCUCUCUCCUUGUCUCCUGCAGCUCCUCCGGUCACCUUCAUGGAGAUCCCGGAGGCGGACCUCCUGAAGACAGUGGUGGAGCAGGAGGUGCUGGUCCUUCGGUGUGAGGUGUCUGCUCCUGCUCCUGAGGGGGAGGUGCAGUGGUACCGGGAUGGAGCAGAGGUCUCCUGCUGUGAGCGAGUGGAGGUCCAGGCUGAAGGAACGGUCCGGACCCUGACCCUGAGACCAGCUGAGCUCUGUGACACCGGGACCUAUUCCUGCAGAACCGGAGACAGUGUGCUCAUCUUCAAGGUCACUGUGAGAGAGUCUCCGGUCUCCAUCGUCUUCCCCAAAGAGGACGUGCACCUGGACCGUCAUGUUGGGGAGGAGGUGGUCCUGAGCUGUGAACUGUCCCGACCCAACGGGGCCGUGGUCUGGUUCAAAGACGGACAGAAGCUUCAGGAGAGCGAGAACAUCAAGCUGAAGGAGGAGGGGCCCUACAGGCGGCUGAGGCUGGGGAGCGGGAGACCUGAGGACAGCGGCGAGUACGUCUGCGACACCGACCACGACUCCAUCUUCUUCCACAUCAACAUUACAGAGCCUCCGGUCCGGAUCGUCUCCCCCAGCCAGCCUCAGAUGGAGCUGUGUCAGCAGACCUCAGAGCGCAUGGUACUGAGCUGUGAGAUCUCGCGACCCAACGCUGUGGUGCGAUGGUACCGCGAUGGUCUCCAAGUCGAGGAGAGCCCCAACCUUCUGGUCGAGGAGGACGGAGUCUACAGGCGCCUGGUCAUCCCCAAGACCAGCGUCCAGGACUCAGCCGAGUAUGUGUGCGACACCAGCGACGACUCCAUGACCUUCUUCGUCAACAUCGCAGAGCCUCCUGUUCGCUUCCUCCGUCCCCGUAAGUCUGUGAGUAAAGUGGAGAAGGAGGUGGGCGACUGUGUGCUCCUGGAGUGUGAGGUGUCGCGUCCGAACGCAGACGUGGCGUGGAAGAGGAACGGCGAGGAGGUGGAGGAGACCAGGAACGUCUCCAUCGUGGAGGAGGGAGUCACCCGGCAGCUGCUGAUCCACGCCCUGAGGGAGGAGGAGGCGGGUCUCUACGUGUGCGACGCCAAGGAUGACCUCAUGGACUUCACCGUCACCAUCAAAGAGGCGGCGGUUAGGUUCGUGGGGAAACCCGAGUCCCGCUCAGAGAAGACCUUUGUCGUGGGCGAUGACAUCAUCCUGGUGUGUGAGGUGUCCAGGCCCAAUGCUGUGGUCACAUGGUGCAGAGAGGGGCGCCCCCUGGAGGACAGUGGGAGGUACUGUGCCGAGGAGCAGGGGGUGUUCCGGUCUCUGCUGGUGAUGUGUGCGACCAGAGAGGACCAGGGCGAGUACAGCUGCGAGGCGGGACACGACCACAUGAGCUUCUGUGUCAUUGUCAGAGAUCCUCCAGUUCAGAUCGUGGGGAACUCUGGAGCUCCAGAACGCCACCUGCUGCUAAGCGGAGAGGACCUGGUGCUAGAGUGUGAGGUUUCCCACGGCAACGCUCCGGUGCGAUGGUUGAAGGACGGGCACCAGCUGAGCGCAGACACCAGAGUGACCAUCCAGAGCGUUGACGUGGUCCGCAAGUUUGUACUGACGAAUCUGCAGCCACAGGACUCUGGGGAGUACAUCUGUGACACUGGGGAUGACCAGAUGACCACCAUCGUCCUGGUACAAGAGCCUCCUCUCUCCUUCCUGAACAAACCUCCCUCCGCCUCCUCUCACUGUGCGCUGGAGGGCGACAAUGUGAGCCUCUCCGCAGAGCUGACUCGUGAGUUGGAGAGCGCUCAGUCUGUGCGCUGGCUGAAGGACGAUCUCAUGCUGGUCUCUGGUGAUAACGUCCACAUCGGCAGCUUCGGAGCGGAGCAGCGGCUGACCCUGAGCUCUCUGCAGCUCACAGACUCUGGGGAGUAUGUGUGCGACGUAGGAACCGACCGCAUGGUCUUCAGGCUGACGGUCAAAGAGACAAAGGUGAAGUUUGUGCGUCGGCUGCAGAGUACGGUGGCCCUGCGGGGACACAGCCUGGCGCUCCAGUGUGAAGUGAACAAAGCCUCAGGAGACGUGCAGUGGCUGAAGGACGGACAGGAGGUGGCGCUGUGCCGCAGGUUCAUUAUCCGCGCUGUGGGGACAGAGCGCAGUCUCACCGUCCACCAGGUCUCACAGCAGGACUCAGGAGAAUACAGCUGCGCCUCCACGGACGACCGGACCACUGCGACCGUGACUGUAGAGGACCCUCGAGUGGUGGAGUUUGUUGCUGGUCUCAGGAGCGUCACUGUUAGAGAAGGAGAGGACGCAGUGUUUAAGUGUGUGGUGUCUCCGGAGGAUGUGCAGCUGGUGUGGACCAUGAAGGGAGCGCCCCCUACAGGUGGACGUGUGUCUGUGUCCUGCAACGGCACCUGCCACACGCUGCGCCUCAGUCAGUGCAGAGCGGGAGACGCAGGGACCGUAAGCGCCAACGCCGAGGGAGUCGUGUCUACGGCAGAACUGCAGGUCCAAGAGCCCCAGGUGGUCUUCACUCGUCAGAUGGUCCCAGUCUCUGCAGAGGAGUAUGAGGAGGCGGUGCUGGAGGUGGAGGUGGACCAGGAGCAGGGGGAGGUGCAGUGGAUGAGGCAGGGGGUGCUGCUCCACGAUGGCCCCAAGUACAGGCUCCUGAAGAGGGGCCGCGUCCACAGCCUCAGGGUCCUGGGUCUGGGUCUGGGGGACGCAGGGAGGUACAGCUGCGAGACCCUGCACGACCGGACCCAGGCCACUCUCACUGUCACACCUCGUCAGAUCUCCAUCGUGAAGGGCCUGUGUGAGGUGCGCACCGUGGAAAGAGAAACGGCGUCCCUGGAGGUGGUCGUGUCGCACGAGGACCUGACGGGGACAUGGUCCAAGAACGGGACUCCUCUGAAGAACAGCGCCCACUACAGGAUCAGCUGCAACCAGCGCUCGCACAGCCUCACUAUCGUCCAGCUCAGUGUGGAGGACACCGGGACGUUUACGUUCAGUGUGCAGGGACUGAAGACCUCAGGCCGCCUGGUGGUCCAAGAGCCUCCGGUGACGAUCAUCCGGAAGCUGGAGGAUCAGAAGUUUCCUGAAGGAGCCGUGAUUUCUAUCGAGUGUGAACUGUCCAGACACAACGUGGACGUCAAGUGGAUGAAGAAUGGAGUGGAGGUGAAACCCUCUAAGUCUCUGAGGAUUUACUCUUUGGGCAGAAAGCGUUUCCUGCAGGUGACAAAGUGUGGACUCAGCGACUCUGGGGUGUAUACAUGUGACACAGGAGACAACAGCACCUCCUGCAGCGUGGAGGUCUACGAGAGGGAGCUCCUGGUGCUGCAGGAGCUGGAGGACCAGGAGGUGGAGGAGGAGCAGAACGCUGUGUUCAUGUGUGAACUGUCCGUGGAGGACGUCAGCGGAGAAUGGUUCAAGAAAGGACUGAAGAUACAACAGAGCAGCAGCAUCAGGACCAGGCACGAGGGGACAAAGCACUUCCUGCUCAUGUGCAACGUUCGACCUGAAGAUUCAGGAGAAAUCAAGUUUGUGGCUCGAGACGUGGAGUCGACGGCUUUUCUGGAUGUAGAAGAGCUCCCUGUCUCCAUAGUGAAGCCUCUCCAGGACCAGGUGGCAGUAGAGAGGUCUCGUGUGCUCCUGGACUGUACGGUGUCCACUCCUCGGUGCUCGUGUCGAUGGUAUCGCGGUCUCAGCGUGAUCCUUCCGUCUGACCGCUUCGAGAUCUGCAGCGAGGGAUGCAACCGCAAACUCAUUAUCCAGCAGGUGGCGCUGGAGGACGAGGGGGAGUACAGCGUCCAGGUGGGGGAGGACAGCUGCUCCGCCCGCCUCAGCGUGGAGGCUCAGUCCGUGACCCUGGUCCGUCACCUCUCUGACCUGUGUGUCCGGUCUUCAGAGGAGGCGUGUUUCGAGGUGGAGGUGUCGGCUCCUCUGACGGAGGCUCCGGUCUGGACUCUGGAGGGGGAGGUCCUGGAGCCGGGUCCCAGGGUCCUGGUGGAGAAGAUGGGGACAGUGCACAGACUCACACUGAGAGGGUCCCAGGGGGAGGGAGGGGGGGUGGGCAGGGGUGAGGGAGGGGGGGAGGUGGUGUUUUGCUGCGGCGAGAUGAGAAGCAGCGCCCGACUGAGCAUCUGUGAGUGA
Messenger RNA from Knipowitschia caucasica, 10836 nucleotides. NCBI's taxonomy places the organism in Eukaryota, Metazoa, Chordata, Actinopteri, Gobiiformes, Gobiidae. The record is from the annotation of a GenBank genome assembly.